AAGAGGAGGGUGGUGGCUGCUAACGUUUGCCGAGACCGAAGGAAAAAACCUUUACGCAUCCCCCCCCUUCAGCCUUCCAAAUUCUUCUCUUCUCAAACUCUCUCCCCAUUUCCUUAUCUAACUUUCUUUAAAUAUUAUUAAGAUUUCCGUAUUCAACUUUGCUUUCCAGAAUAACCAAAAUCUUAUCUAAAUUUUUGCUAGCAACAAAUUCGAAAUUUUGUUCAUCCAAUUUUUCCAGUAUAUGAUUUGCUUGACAAGUCAUAAGUUGUGCAUACCUCCACGAAUUGAAUCACAUUUCGGACGAUAUAUUAACACAAAACGAAAUUUGAGAUUAAUUAAUUUUGGGAAUUUUCACAAAUAUUUAUCCGAGUUGAAAUCGUUGACGACGUUUGGGAUAAGAAGAAGGACGACAUCAACAACAAUGGCGGUCGAAAUAGCGAAAGCAAACGAAGCGUCGUUAAUAUUGACGUCAGGUGCAAGCGGGAGAAUCAGCGCACUAUUUUCGUUGCGCGUAUUGAGAAGUUUGUUCCUUUUGAUAAAUGCUUUCGUGCUUCAAUUGUUGUUGCCAUUUCGUGGACGGAGGAGGAUGACGUCGCCGGCGGCGUCGGGGUCACAGGAGAAGGCCGGGAAGGAGGAAAAAUCGGCGGCAUUGGAAAGGAAGGGUCCGGUGGUUCGAGUGCCGUCGAAAAUGGUGCCGCGGAAGAGCGUGGUAGAGCAGGAGGUGGCGGCGAGACGAUCGCUGGCGAUAAGGAGAGUGCUUCAGGAUGAUGAUAAAGAGACGCUGAGGGAAUUUUCGCUCUUUGUUACGUCCAGAGGAGACACCAUGUUCACGCAAUCAUGGACACCUGUUUCCUUCAAACUCAGGGGUUUGGUUUUCUUGUUGCAUGGCCUCAAUGAACACAGCGGCCGGUAUAAUGAUUUUGCCAAGAAGCUAAAUGCAAAUGGCUAUAAAGUUUAUGGAAUGGACUGGGUUGGUCAUGGUGGAAGUGAUGGACUGCAUGCAUAUGUUCCUUCUCUUGAUGAUGCUGUCAAUGACAUGAAACACUUUCUCUCGAAGGUUUUAGCGGAAAAUCCUGGACUUCCGUGUUUUUGCUUUGGACAUUCGACUGGUGCAGCCAUAGUACUUAAGGCAGCACUUGAUCCAAAGGUAGAGUCUAGAAUUGCUGGUGUUGUAUUAACUUCACCUGCUGUAGGAGUUCAACCAGCUCAUCCAAUUUUCACAGUACUUGCUCCAAUUGUCUCAUUCCUAAUGCCAAGAUACCAGUUCAGUGCAGCAAACAAAAGGGGUGCCGUAGUAUCUAGGGAUCCGGCAGCAUUACUGGCCAAGUAUUCGGAUCCACUAGUAUUCACUGGAUCCAUUAGGGUACGAACAGGUUAUGAGAUACUUCGGAUAACUGCCUACUUGCAACAGAAUCUGAGCAAGUUGACAGUACCAUUCCUAGUUCUUCAUGGCUCUGAUGAUGCGGUCACUGACCCAGAAGGCUCUAAGAAACUCUACGAAGAGGCUUCUUCAACUGAUAAAAGUAUCAAACUGUAUCAAGGGUUGCUGCAUGACCUGCUUUUCGAGCCGGAAAGAGAAGAAAUAAUGAAGGACGUAAUUGACUGGUUGAACCAAAGAUUGCUGAAUUGUUAAGGAUUAUAACGGUUCAAUCAGAAGAGAUAGCGGGGGAAUUGCAGAAUCCGAAGAGAUUAGAAGUGGAGAGAGGAAGAGAAUUGAACUUUGAUCAAUUAGUUUUAAGCACAUUAAAACUUGGUUGAAGCCCUGCAUUCUUAGAUGUUAUGUAAACUAAUCUAUACUCAUUUUGUCAAUUUUCUUGGAAAGGAAUACUCUUUAAGGGAAUGCGUUUUGCUAUCUACUGUUCAUUUCUGUUUC
Molecule: messenger RNA, 1873 nt
Organism: Nicotiana attenuata
Lineage: Eukaryota; Viridiplantae; Streptophyta; Magnoliopsida; Solanales; Solanaceae
Product: monoacylglycerol lipase-like
Exons: 7
Coding region: 242-1633 (463 amino acids)
Cellular component (GO): membrane
Molecular function (GO): lipase activity
Source: RefSeq, a predicted model, not a curated record